CCGCGGCCGCGCUCCUGGAGACUUCCGGUGGGCGGGCGCAGGGUCUCGGCGUAUGGUUUCGGAAGCGGCGGCAGCGGCGCGAUGACCACGCUCCGGGCCUUCACCUGCGACGAUCUGUUCCGCUUCAACAACAUUAACUUGGAUCCACUUACAGAAACCUAUGGGAUUCCUUUUUACCUACAGUACCUCGCCCACUGGCCGGAGUAUUUCAUUGUUGCAGAGGCACCUGGUGGAGAAUUAAUGGGUUACAUUAUGGGUAAAGCAGAAGGCUCAGUAGCUAGGGAAGAAUGGCAUGGGCACGUCACAGCUCUGUCUGUUGCCCCAGAAUUUCGACGCCUUGGUUUGGCUGCUAAACUUAUGGAGUUAUUAGAGGAGAUUUCAGAGAGAAAGGGUGGUUUUUUUGUCGAUCUCUUUGUAAGAGUAUCUAACCAAGUUGCCGUCAACAUGUACAAGCAGUUGGGCUACAGUGUAUACAGGACAGUCAUAGAGUACUAUUCAGCCAGCAAUGGAGAGCCUGAUGAGGACGCUUAUGAUAUGAGGAAAGCACUUUCCAGGGACAUAGAGAAGAAAUCCAUCAUACCAUUACCUCAUCCUGUGAGGCCUGAAGACAUUGAAUAACCCUGGGCAGUGGUUCUUAGGCAGAUACUCUAGAUGCUUUAUGGACAUUAUUAUUUUCGCUGGAUGAUUCGGGAGCUCUAUUAGGGAAAAUUGAUCAUUUUAGGUCUUAACGAUUCAAGAAAAUACAGGUUAUCAAUUUAUUUUAAAUCUCAUUGUUUCCAGUUAGCAAUAUCAUACCUAUGAAAGCUGUUCACUGUAACGAAAUUCAGUCGAAAAUGCAGCUAGGUCAGAAGGAAACAUAACCACUUUUAAGGUUCAUAAUAGUCACUAUGUGUAUGCUAGGGAAAAGACUUGCUCCUGUCUCCUCCGAAAUGCUGUGCCUGAGAACCACUGCUACACAUAUUUGUUUUUAAAUUUUGUAUUGAAUUGUUAACUGAAGCUUUAAAAGCAUAUAUGAAAUGUAUAAAUCUAAGAUGUAUAAUAAAACACAUUGUUGACUCUA
Molecule: messenger RNA, 1060 nt
Organism: Callithrix jacchus (white-tufted-ear marmoset)
Lineage: Eukaryota; Metazoa; Chordata; Mammalia; Primates; Cebidae
Gene: NAA20
Product: N-alpha-acetyltransferase 20, NatB catalytic subunit
Biological process (GO): N-terminal peptidyl-methionine acetylation
Cellular component (GO): NatB complex
Molecular function (GO): protein-N-terminal amino-acid acetyltransferase activity
Source: RefSeq, a predicted model, not a curated record